AUGAGGACGCAGAGCAACACCUCUUUGGAACAGCUCAUAGGCGAAUACUACGAGGGCUCUGACGCGUUUCGAAGGAAGUACACCUGGGACGACACAGCUUUCGGCGCCGGCCGCGAGGGAGAGCCAAACAACACGGGCAUAGCUUUCAAUAUCGAAGCGCCCGACAAUGCCGUCAUUCAAGGCGUUACCCCUCCGCCCGACACCGGAUUCUACGGGCCCUCCGUCGGAGCUCCCUCACGACCACCAUCGAGAACCAAUAAUCGAUCGCCGCUUGGUAGGAUGAUAGAAUGGACGGCCGGGGACACUACCGGAGCGCCCAGCAGUGCCGAGCAGUAUGAAGAGGACUUGCAGCGGGCCCUGCGUGAGUCGCAAGCGGACGCUGGCUUCAAGCCGCAGGAAGCUGGCGUCACAGAUACUGGCGCAAACGCGACGUACUUCGGGCCGGCCAACAGGCCCGACUAUGACCAGAACAGCUGGGCCAUGGUGACAACCGCAACAACUUCGAGCCAAGCUGUUGUCAACGGCGAUCCGCCACCCUCGGCAAGAAAGCGAGAAGAGGGUGCACCCGCAUUCCUCAUCCAGAAGCCCAACGCUCGCAACUCGUCGCAGCGAUUGGGCUCCGUGCUGACGAUCCUCCACGAAAUUCCUCUGGCGCGCAACGUUCUUCUACAAGCCGGCAAGCCGGCUGCCAGUUACGGCCACAAUAGCGAAUGGUGGAAGGGUCAGCCGAUAUAUGCCCCCCACGUCCUUGCCGCCAUGCAACAGGGCGAGCUCCAAUGGUCGGAAGAAUCGAAACCAGACUUUCACGAAGAAAUCCACCGCUUGAUGGCCUUCCUCGAUCUGACCGAGAGAAGCUAUGGAUCGGUCGAGACCAUGGCUGAUUUGGUGCCCAAAACCAACUUCAGCCCCGAGAGACAGUUCUACGACACUCUUGACGAAAAGACGGAUGCAGAGGUCCUCAAGCCCUUGACCCACGUUGCCUGUCCAUUGUCGCUGCAGACGUUCGAGCCGACGCAAGAGCCAACGCGGUUUGCGUUCCUCAACUUCGAGUUGACUAAAAGCCAAUGUGAGCAAACCAAAACUCUCUACGAUGCUUGGAACUGGAUUGUCUGGCACGAGUCCAUGACGUGGGCGGAGCUCCAGCCGAACAUGGGGAUGGUUGUUCUCGACGACAUGGGCGAGAUAAUGACCGUCAACAUUGACGCUGAGGACCCUCCGGAAAAGUUGGAGAUACCCGAAGUCUGGUAUCCAGAACGUUAUCUCGUGAGCCGGAAGGAAGAGGCGAGGGUUUGUCAGGAGCACCUCGCCUGGAUUUCCCGGGCUCUAUACGAGGCUAAUUCGAAGGAGUUUGAUCUCACCAAAUGGGUCGAUCCCAAGACGGACAAGCUCCAUGACAAGGAGGAAAUGCUGGAAAAGACGAUCAAAGAGUACGAGAGCCAUGUGCAGUACCUGGACGGGCUGGGACGCUUUCGAGAGCUGCAAAAGCUCGAAAACGAAGAUGAGAAGCAGUACACGCGCCUCGAAGAUGUACCUUGCGUCAAAACAGAAGCCGAGGAGGCGUUGGCCAAGAGCUCGCAACAGGUGGUUGACAGGUGUGUGUGGGAGCUGUCUCAGCUGAGAGAGACGAAGAAAAGACUUGAUUGGGAACGCGAGAGACUCAUUGAACGGCAACAGUUGGUCAGCAGCACUCUGCUAACGGACCCCAACAAGCCGGGCUUGACCAAGCCGUUCACCAGCAAGAAGUAUCUUCUCAGGGGAAUCGCUACGUCGCAGAACGUGACCUACGUCUGCAAGCGAGCCGAACCAGCCCUGAUUGACUUUGAGGAGGCAUCUGCUCCUGUGGACCAGUGGUGGCGCCUGUCAUACGAGCAGGGCAGCGCGAAUCCUGCAAAGGCCGAGAAAUGCUCGUUUGAGCAGGUGAUGGAGAAGAUGUUUUGGGAGACUAAAGGCCCCCUCCUUGUUUACGCCACAGAAGACGCGAUAAACACACCGGUAUCACCGCUGUCGGACGCCCUCCAGCGAUUUGCUCGGGCAGAGAAUAAGAACUUCAAACAGGAACUGAACCAGGAAAGCAUAGACGAGAGCGUACAGUCGAGGAACACAAACAUGUCGCCAAUCUCACCAUCAAAGAGGAAGUACCGCUCAGGCAGUGUCGACUCUAUGGCCACCAACCGAGCCUCCCUGGGGAACAGCGACACCAACUCAAGAGCGGGCGACUUUGACAACGAUCCCUUUAGCGAUGGAGACGGCACAAUGGACACUGAAAUGACGGACAUGGCAUCGAGGCAAGGCGCCACGGAGAUGUCAAGUGCAAGCCUGGCCGAGUUCAUGCAUUCUGGCGACAUUCACGACACGGCACGGCCUCGCAACACCAAUCCACCCAGUCCUGGGCAGCAUGGGCUCUCAGUCCCGACCACCGCCGACGAUAUUAGCCGUACCGUGACGCCAGACAUUGAGGAUCAGACCAAGGGCCCGGAGAUGCAAGAAAGGCUUGGCAGUCCAUUCAUGGCCAGACAUUCAAUAUAUGGCAUGGCACACGACCCCAGGGAUGAGCAAAAGACAAUGAAGAUGAUGGACAUGGAGAUUCCUGACGAGCAUCAGUAG
This is a messenger RNA of Colletotrichum graminicola M1.001, 2604 nucleotides long. RefSeq names its product ubiquitin interaction domain-containing protein. Gene Ontology annotation, biological process: protein deubiquitination. Lineage: Eukaryota; Fungi; Ascomycota; Sordariomycetes; Glomerellales; Glomerellaceae. The record is from RefSeq and is a predicted model, not a curated record. Bases 1 to 2604 code for a protein of 867 amino acids. The transcript has 6 exons. Gene Ontology annotation, cellular component: nucleus; cytosol.